Penicillium olsonii is the source of this 1650-nucleotide messenger RNA. The record is from the annotation of a GenBank genome assembly. NCBI's taxonomy places the organism in Eukaryota, Fungi, Ascomycota, Eurotiomycetes, Eurotiales, Aspergillaceae.
AUGGCACUGGGUGACAAUAUACCCCUCGUGGCCGCGUUCUCGCUGGUAGAGGCUUAUUUACUGCAACGCAUAGUGUUUGAAGAGACUACCUACCACAAAGUCCUUCUCUAUACAUUUAUCGUGACUCUCAUGAUCCAAGGAUUCUUCAGUAUCAUCAUCUACCCGCUGCUAUUGAGUCCAGUGCGGCAUCUGCCCAAAGUCCCGGGAUCUGCGAGUCACUCGCAGUUGAUUUUCGACACUCCCCGAGGCAGCACACCAUUGAUAUGGAUGAAGACGAUUCCCAAUGAGGGAAUCAUUCACAUGCGCGACAACCUGAACACCAGCUACAUUCUGCCAACUAAUCAUCAAGCGCUGUUGGAUGUCAUGAGUACGAAUACCUAUGAUUUCGAAAAGCCCUGGCGUAUGCGCAACUUUCUUGCUCGGAUUAUCGGGUUUGGGAUGAUCACCUCCGAGGGGGUGCAUCACAAGAGACAGCGCAAGGCAUUGACCCCGGGUUUCAAUAUCAAGAACAUUCGCUCCAUGUACUCGUUGAUGUGGCAUAAGACAGGCUUGCUAUUGGAUGAGCUGGAAAAAGAGGGUAAGGCCAACCCGAUGGAGGGGACCAAGCCCGAAGACGGUGUCGGCAAAAUUGAAAUGGGAGAAUGGGCCAGUCGCCUCACUCUGGACAUUAUUGGCCCUGCAUCAAUGGGACGAGACUUCAACUCCAUCCAAAACAAGAGUAACAAGGUUGCGGAGAGCUUCGCCAGUAUCCUCGAGCCGACGAAGGAAAAGAUGGCCUUCCUUGUGAUGAACUUCACUCUUCCCCAAUGGAUGGCGAAGCGCGUUCCCUGGCGCAUGAACAAUAUUUUGGAAUCAGAGACUGCCUACCUACGCAAAACGUGCAACGAAAUCGUGCAAGAGAAGCGAAUCCAACUCGCCCAGUCUAAGGUUUCCGCCGAGGAUCUCGAAGCUGAUAUUCUCGGCACAAUGUUGCUUGGAGGCGACUUCACCGACACAGAGAUGGUGGAUCAGAUGUUAACAUUCUUGGCAGCCGGCCACGAAACCACUGCCAGCGCAUUAACCUGGUGUUGUUACCUAUUACAUCAAAACCCAGAGUAUCAAACGAGACUGCGUGAGGAGAUUCGCGCAAAUAUCCCAAGCGGAAAUUCCCCAAUCACACACCAGGACCUUGAAUCCCUCCCCCUUUUGAACGGAGUCUGCCAAGAAGUCCUCCGCCUGUACCCGCCAGUCCCAACGACGAUCCGCGAGGCCGUGCGAGGCACCACGGUGGCUGGGAAAUACAUUCCCAAAGGCACGCGAGUCGUUCUCUGUCCCUGGGCUAUUAACCGCAGUCCACUAUUUUGGGGAGAGAAUGGGGAAGAGUUCUACCCUGAGCGGUGGAUUGACACGGAUAAGAAUGGUAAUCAAAUACCGAAUAACAAUGGCGGUGCGUCGACGAAUUUCGCACAGAUUACCUUCUUGCAUGGGCAGCGCUCGUGUAUUGGCAAGGAUUUUGCGCGGGCAGAAUUCCGGUGUGCGGUUGCCGGUGUGGUCGGUAGGUUUGCCUUCGAGAUGCAGGAUCCUAAUCAGGAGAUUCAUGCUUCUGGGUCGGUUACUAUUAAGCCCGUUGAGGGUAUGCAUCUUGCUAUCAGAAGGGUCGAGGGAUGGUAA